Molecule: messenger RNA, 4561 nt
Organism: Cervus elaphus (red deer)
Lineage: Eukaryota; Metazoa; Chordata; Mammalia; Artiodactyla; Cervidae
Gene: UNC5C
Product: unc-5 netrin receptor C
Exons: 17
Coding region: 83-2932 (949 amino acids)
Biological process (GO): netrin-activated signaling pathway
Cellular component (GO): membrane
Molecular function (GO): netrin receptor activity; protein binding
Source: RefSeq, a predicted model, not a curated record
GGCUCGGCGGCAGCCCAGUGGGGCUCUCGGCUGUUGGCGCGCCUCUGUGUGUGUGGCUCCCCCCGGCACACCUCGGCCGACGAUGAGGAAAGGUCUGCGGGCGACAGCGGCCCGCUGCGGACUGGGACUGGGAUACGUGCUGCAGAUGCUCGUGCUACCUGCCCUGGCCCUGCUCAGCGCCAGCGGCACCGGCUCGGCCGCCCAAGAUGACGACUUUUUUCAUGAACUCCCAGAAACCUUUCCAUCUGACCCACCUGAACCUCUGCCACACUUCCUUAUUGAGCCUGAAGAAGCUUAUAUUGUGAAGAACAAGCCUGUGAACCUGUAUUGUAAAGCCAGCCCUGCCACCCAGAUCUACUUCAAGUGCAAUAGUGAAUGGGUUCAUCAGAAGGACCACAUAGUAGAUGAGAGAGUAGAUGAAACUUCUGGUCUCAUUGUCCGGGAAGUGAGCAUUGAGAUUUCACGCCAGCAAGUGGAAGAACUCUUUGGGCCUGAAGAUUACUGGUGCCAAUGUGUGGCCUGGAGCUCGGCAGGCACUACCAAGAGCCGGAAAGCCUACGUGCGCAUCGCUUAUCUACGAAAAACAUUUGAGCAGGAACCUCUGGGAAAGGAAGUCUCCUUGGAACAGGAAGUCUUGCUGCAGUGCCGACCACCUGAAGGGAUCCCAGUGGCUGAGGUGGAAUGGUUGAAAAAUGAAGACAUCAUCGAUCCUGUGGAAGACCGGAAUUUUUAUAUUACUAUUGAUCACAACCUCAUCAUCAAGCAGGCCCGCCUCUCAGAUACCGCCAACUAUACUUGUGUUGCCAAAAACAUUGUCGCCAAGAGGAAAAGCACGACCGCGACUGUCAUAGUCUAUGUAAAUGGUGGCUGGUCCACUUGGACAGAGUGGUCUGUGUGUAAUAGCCGUUGCGGACGGGGGUAUCAGAAGCGUACAAGGACCUGCACUAACCCAGCUCCGCUCAAUGGUGGUGCCUUCUGUGAAGGGCAGAGUGUACAAAAAAUAGCCUGCACCACGUUAUGCCCAGUGGACGGCAGGUGGACCUCCUGGAGCAAGUGGUCCACCUGUGGGACCGAGUGCACUCACUGGCGCCGGAGGGAGUGCACGGCCCCCGCCCCCAAGAAUGGAGGCAAGGACUGCGAUGGCCUCGUCUUGCAGUCCAAGAACUGCACGGACGGGCUGUGCAUGCAGAGUUUCAUUUAUCCUAUUUCAACUGAGCAGAGAACCCAGAAUGAAUAUGGAUUUUCUUCUGCUCCCGAUUCAGACGAUGUUGCUCUGUAUGUCGGCAUUGUGAUAGCUGUGAUAGUUUGCCUGGCCAUUUCUGUAGUUGUGGCCCUCUUUGUGUAUAGGAAGAAUCAUCGUGACUUUGAGUCUGAUAUUAUUGACUCUUCUGCACUCAAUGGAGGCUUUCAGCCUGUGAACAUCAAGGCAGCAAGACAAGAUCUCCUGGCAGUGCCCCCAGACCUCACAUCAGCCGCGGCUAUGUACAGAGGACCUGUUUAUGCCUUGCAUGAUGUCUCAGACAAAAUCCCAAUGACCAACUCUCCAAUUCUGGAUCCACUGCCUAACCUGAAGAUCAAAGUGUACAAUACCUCAGGUGCUGUCACGCCCCAAGAUGACCUCUCUGAGUUUGCAUCAAAACUGUCCCCUCAGAUGACCCAAUCCUUGUUGGAGAAUGAGGCCCUCAACCUGAAGAAUCAGAGUCUAGCACGGCAGACAGACCCCUCCUGCACUGCGUUUGGCACCUUCAACUCCCUUGGGGGUCACCUUAUUAUCCCCAACUCAGGAGUAAGUUUGCUGAUCCCCGCUGGGGCCAUUCCCCAAGGGAGAGUCUACGAAAUGUAUGUGACUGUACACAGAAAAGAAAAUAUGAGGCCGCCCAUGGAGGACUCUCAGACUCUCUUGACCCCUGUGGUGAGCUGUGGGCCCCCAGGAGCCCUGCUGACCCGGCCCGUCAUCCUCACUAUGCAUCACUGUGCAGAUCCCAGCACCGAGGACUGGAAGAUACAGCUCAAGAACCAGGCAGCGCAGGGCCAGUGGGAGGACGUGGUGGUCGUUGGCGAGGAAAACUUCACCACCCCGUGCUACAUUCAGCUGGACGCGGAGGCCUGCCACCUCCUCUCCGAGAACCUCGGCACCUACGCCCUGGUCGGGCAGUCCACCACCAAAGCAGCCGCCAAGCGCCUGAAGCUGGCCCUCUUCGGGCCCCUCUGCUGCUCCUCGCUGGAGUACAGCCUCCGAGUGUACUGUCUGGACGACACUCAGGACGCCCUGAAGGAAGUUUUGCAGCUCGAGCGACAGAUGGGAGGACAGCUCCUAGAAGAACCUAAGGCUCUUCACUUUAAAGGCAGCACCCACAACCUGCGCCUAUCCAUUCACGAUAUUGCCCAUUCCCUCUGGAAGAGCAAGUUACUGGCCAAAUAUCAGGAAAUUCCUUUCUACCAUAUCUGGAGUGGGUCUCAGAGAAACCUCCACUGCACGUUCACUCUGGAAAGAUUCAGCCUGAACACAGUGGAGCUGGUCUGCAAACUGUGUGUGCGGCAAGUGGAGGGAGAAGGGCAGAUCUUCCAGCUGAACUGCACCGUGUCUGAGGAACCUACCGGCAUGGACCUGCCUCUUCUGGAUCCAGCGAGCACCAUCACCACGAUGACAGGCCCCAGUGCUUUCAGCAUUCCGCCCCCGAUCCGGCAGAAGCUCUGUAGCAGCCUGGAUGCCCCGCAGACAAGAGGUCACGACUGGAGGAUGCUGGCACAUAAGCUCAACCUGGACAGGUACUUGAAUUACUUUGCCACCAAAUCAAGUCCAACUGGUGUCAUCCUGGAUCUCUGGGAAGCACAGAACUUCCCAGACGGAAACCUGAGCGUGCUGGCAGCUGUCUUAGAGGAAAUGGGAAGACAUGAAACAGUAGUGUCACUAGCAGAAGGGCAGUACUGACCCAGGCUGGGGCCGAAGUGGAGGAGGAAGCCCGUCCGGACCAGUGAGCUCCACAGGCAAGACUGCAGCGGGAGAGAGAAGGCAGACAGACACAACUACCAAUGUACACGCCCACUCUGCUCGGACAUCACAGGAGUUAAGAACAAUUGUACAAAUGUGUAUCUUGAAUUUAGAAAUCAACCUAAUUUUCCUCUUAGUUGGGCUGUAUGCUGUGUGGUACAGGAUCUUACAGUUUCCUAGGAAACGCUUUUUAUUGCUAUCCAGAUAUAUGGAUAAACUUUCUUAACAAACCCAAUUUCUACAAACGUUGUUUACAUCAAAUUGGACAGGGAUGCAGACACUGUCCAUGGCUCGUUCUAUUUUUGUUUAAAUCAUUUGAAGUUGAAGCUGUGGACGGUUUGCUGUCUCUCUUUCAGAUCAGUAAUUUACAGAGAAAUCAGAGUUUUCCUACAAAUUGUGUGCAUCAAGUGUCUCAGAUAAUCCUCCCAUCAGUGUUUUCUUUCUAGAACUUGUAGAACCAGUGUUACUGUUUGUAUCAGGGAAGUGGAGAAUCUAAGCAUAAAGGAGAAAUAGAUAAGACUUCUUAUUCCUUGAGAGCACUGUCUCAUGCCCUCAGGGAAUAAAGCUGUAUCAUCACAGGGAAGACCUUGAUUCAUGUUCAACCACACAAGAAUUUCUUCACAACUUGUGUGUUGGUAAUAUGCAACUUGAAGUGUUUUGUUUUUUUUUUAAAGGUAUUAUUAUCGUCAUCAUUAUUAUUAUUAUUGAUGAGUAUUUACAAGUAUUCUAGUAAAAGGAUUUACUUUUACCUUGUUUUUGUUAGCAGUACUGUUAGUAUUUAGGUAUCGACCUGACCUGGGCACCUUCUCAUAACAAGGUGGGUGUGGUCACCAGUUUAAUUAAGCAGGCCUUCCUUGCUUCCUUGACCUUUUUAUCUUUCUUCGGUCAUUCUGCCUGAGAAGGUGGUAAAUGCUUCCCGGCGUUGUCAGUCUGUUCUCUGAGCUUGCUCAGGCAGGCGCUUUGUCCCCCGAGUUUGUCCUGGGACAUGCUCUCGAUUCAAGCUCACGCGGCCCCCCACACCUUUGCUGGGUCCUCUGUCUACCACGGAGGCAGUGUGAUUGAAGGAGCAGCCUCUGAGCUGGAGAUCAGGAAACCGGUUCUCAUUCUGGGUUGUCAUUGUCUAGCUGUGCUCCCUUGGGAGAGUCAUUUACCCUCACUGGACCUCAAGUUUCCUCACCUGUAAAAUGAAGGGGUGCAUUAAAUCAGCUCAAGGUUCUAGAAUGUUUGACUUCCCACUGUGAUGCCUCCAGUCUCCUCCGUCAGUCUGAAGACCACAAUGGACGCUGACCUGGAUCAUUUAACAAUUCAACCUGUCUUUCGCCCAGGCUACAUUAUGCCUUCCAGAUAGUUCUGACUUGGAAGAUAAUUAUUCUGACCUGUAACAUAUUUGUUAUGCUUUCAAGUCUUGUCCUCGUGUCAUUGCAUCAUGCUGUUCACCCAGAGAUGGCAUCCCCGUAUCACUUCCUUUCCUCUCUUGGGACCAGUUGCCUUCCUGAGUAGUUGCAAAUUAUGUUCUACUAUUGUCUUGGUCAAAAUUUUUUUAAUUAAAAAAAUUUUUUAACUGAAAAA